AUGCCCUCUAAUCACGUGACUUGCAUAGAUGACGUAGUUGCGAACUACGAUAACAUCAUAUUUGACUGCGAUGGUGUCAUCUGGCAAGGUGGGCAUCUGAUACCCGGAGUUGACAAGUGUUUGAAGGCUUUAAACGAUGCUGGCAAGGAGAGUGCAUUUAUGACGAAUACGAGCUCGAGGUCCCGAGCGGGCAUGCGAGCAAAGUUCGGCGAAAUGGGAUUGGGUGAACUGUGCUCUGAGAAGAUGAUGUUUCCUUCUUGUUUUUACACAGCGAAGCUUAUCCAGAGACGACACCCUCACGCUAGACGCGGUGAGCCUUUGGGUGAGGAGAGGUUCAGAAUAAUAGCAGAGGAGAUGGCACGAGAACUGAAUUCGAAGAUCGAUGGAAUCGUUGUUGGUUGGGACCUGGCGUUCUCAUUCGAGAAAAUCUGCAGAGCUUCGCUGGCCUUCCAGAUGGCUGGGGAGGAGUUCUUCUUCUACGCAACUAAUGACGAUUCGUUCGACAGGAUGGGGCCUUGGAAGAUCCCUGCUACUGGUGUCAUCUUGGCUUCAAUCAAUGCAGCGGCGAGGUUCAGCGAUCGACAAGAUGCCCAAGUCCUUGGAAAGCCCAAUCCCGAAUUUGUACGUAUAUCUAGUAUCCGCUGCAACCGUUUCUGCAACGCCAUAGCGACUACGUCCGCCAGGCCCAUCAGGUUACCUUUGCUUACGAUAUAG
Messenger RNA from Perkinsus marinus ATCC 50983, 714 nucleotides. Its product is annotated as Pyridoxal phosphate phosphatase, putative. The coding region runs from base 1 to 714 and encodes 237 amino acids. The transcript has 5 exons. Gene Ontology annotation, molecular function: phosphatase activity. The record is from RefSeq and is a predicted model, not a curated record. NCBI's taxonomy places the organism in Eukaryota, Perkinsozoa, Perkinsida, Perkinsidae.